Jaculus jaculus (lesser Egyptian jerboa) is the source of this 2968-nucleotide messenger RNA. RefSeq names its product SKI family transcriptional corepressor 1 (gene Skor1). The transcript has 9 exons. Gene Ontology annotation, molecular function: SMAD binding; RNA polymerase II cis-regulatory region sequence-specific DNA binding; DNA-binding transcription factor activity, RNA polymerase II-specific. Bases 1 to 2937 code for a protein of 978 amino acids. Gene Ontology annotation, biological process: negative regulation of BMP signaling pathway; negative regulation of transcription by RNA polymerase II. The record is from RefSeq and is a predicted model, not a curated record. Gene Ontology annotation, cellular component: transcription regulator complex; nucleus. NCBI's taxonomy places the organism in Eukaryota, Metazoa, Chordata, Mammalia, Rodentia, Dipodidae.
AUGGCAUUGCUGUGUGGCCUUGGGCAAGUCGCUGUCCGCCUCUGGAUCCCACUUCCUUCCCAAUCCCAAAAUGGGACCGGAUUCCUGGCAGCUGAGCCUUUCCUUUCUCCUCUGAGCGGCGGCAUGGAGACCCUCACCGCUCAGCUGGGGCCGGGCCGCGAGGGCAGCUCCUCUCCCAACUCCAAGCAGGAGCUACAGCCCUACUCGGGCUCCAGCGCCCUCAAACCCAACCAGGUGGGCGAGACGUCACUGUACGGGGUGCCCAUCGUGUCUCUGGUGAUCGACGGCCAGGAGCGCCUGUGCCUGGCGCAGAUCUCCAACACCCUGCUCAAAAACUACAGCUACAAUGAGAUCCACAACCGCCGCGUGGCCCUGGGCAUCACGUGCGUGCAGUGCACGCCCGUCCAGUUGGAGAUUUUACGCCGGGCCGGUGCCAUGCCCAUCUCCUCGCGCCGCUGCGGCAUGAUCACGAAGCGCGAGGCCGAGCGCCUGUGCAAGUCCUUCUUGGGCGAGCACAAGCCCCCCAAGCUGCCGGAGAACUUCGCCUUCGACGUGGUGCACGAGUGCGCGUGGGGGUCGCGCGGCAGCUUCAUCCCCGCGCGCUACAACAGCUCGCGCGCCAAGUGCAUCAAGUGCGGCUACUGCAGCCUGUACUUCUCGCCCAACAAGUUCAUCUUCCACUCGCACCGCACCCCCGACGCCAAGUACACGCAGCCCGACGCGGCCAACUUCAACUCCUGGCGCCGGCACCUCAAACUCAGCGACAAGUCGGCCACCGACGAGCUGAGCCACGCGUGGGAGGACGUCAAGGCCAUGUUCAACGGCGGCACGCGCAAGCGGACCUUCUCGCUGCAAGGAGGCGGCGCCAACGGCGGGUCUGCUGGGCCUGGGAAGGGCGGCGCUGGCGGCGCUGGCGGUGGAGGUCCGGGGUGCGGCGCAGACAUGGCCCCGGGCCCGCCACCCCACAAGAGCCUACGUUGCGGCGGCGAAGACGAAGCCACCGCCGGGCCUCCGGGGCCACCUCCACCCCAUGCGCAACGCGGACUCGGCCUGGCCGGGGGAGCGAGCGGCCCGGCGGGGCCUGGAGGGCCUGGUGGCGGCGCGGGCGGCGUGCGGAGCUACCCGGUGAUCCCGGUGCCCAGCAAAGGUUUUGGCCUCUUGCAGAAGCUGCCGCCGCCGCUUUUCCCGCAUCCUUACGGUUUCCCCACGGCCUUCGGCCUGUGUCCCAAAAAGGACGACCCGGUGUUGGUGACCGGGGAACCCAAGGGUGGUGGCCCUGGCACCGGGAAUGGCGGAGGUGCGGGCAGUGGCGCGGGUGCGGGUGGCCCCGGGGCCGGACACUUGCCCCCGGGAACGGGGACGGGUCCAGGCGGUGGAGCCAUGUUCUGGGGACAUCAACCCUCGGGAGCAGCCAAGGACGCGGCGGCCGUAGCGGCGGCUGCGGCGGCCGCCACGGUGUACCCGACGUUUCCCAUGUUCUGGCCGGCGGCCGGGAGCCUGCCGGUGCCACCUUACCCCGCCGCGCAGAGCCAGGCCAAGGCCGUGGCGGCGGCGGUGGCCGCGGCGGCCGCGGCGGCGGCGGCGGCUGCAGGUGGCGGCGCAGUCCCCGAGCCCCUGGACGGUGGCGCCGAGCCAGCCAAGGACGGAAGCCUGGGCGCGGAGGAACGCUGCCCGAGCGCCCUGUCCCGCGGGCCCCUGGACGAGGACGGCUCGGACGAGGCGCUACCGCCACCACCCCUGGCCCCGCUGCCGCCUCCGCCGCCACCGCCCGCCCGCAAAGGCUCCUACGUGUCCGCCUUCCGCCCCGUGGUCAAGGACGCCGAAAGCAUCGCCAAGCUCUACGGCAGCGCGCGCGAGGCCUACGGCGCGGGGCCUGCUCGCGGGCCGGUGCCAGGCGCGGGGACCGGAGGAGGCGGCGGCUAUGUGAGCCCGGACUUUCUGAGCGAGGGCAGCUCCAGCUACCAUUCGGCCUCGCCCGACGUGGACACCGCGGACGAGCCAGAGGUGGACGUCGAGUCCAACCGCUUCCCGGAUGAUGAGGGCGCCCAGGAUGACACCGAGCCCAGCGUACCCAGCGCGGCCAGUGGCCCAGACGGUGACCAGCCCGCUGGGCCUCCAUCUGUCACCUCCUCGGGCGCAGACGGUCCCACAGACUCUCCCGGUGCAGAGAGCCCUCGCCCCCGGCGCCGCCUCGGGCCACCACCACCCAGCAGCCGGUCAGCAUUCGGGGACUUAGCAGCAGCAGCAGCAGCAGCGGACGACGUGGUGCGGAGACCUGAAAUAAGCCCUUCGAGCGGUGGCUUCGAGCUUCGAGAGCCUUGCGGGCCCCUGGGAGGCCCCGCGACUGCCAAGGUGUACCCACCCGAGAGGGACGACCAUGCGAAGAGCGCAGCGGCAGCGGUGGUCCUGGGGCCCACGGCCUCCUCCUACCUCUGCGCGCCAGAGGCCCACGAACCAGAUAAGGAAGACAAUCACUCGGAUGAUUUAGAAACGAGGAAAUCCUACUCAGACCAAAGGAGUAUCUCCCAGCCAAGCCCAGCAAAUACAGACCGAGGCGAAGAUGGGCUCACCUUGGAUGUCACGGGAACUCACCUGGUGGAGAAAGAUAUCGAAAACCUGGCUAGAGAAGAAUUGCAAAAAUUGCUUCUGGAGCAAAUGGAACUGAGAAAGAAACUGGAGAGAGAAUUUCAGAGCCUCAAAGAUAAUUUUCAGGAUCAAAUGAAGAGGGAAUUGGCUUAUCGAGAAGAAAUGGUGCAACAGCUGCAAAUUGUCAGAGAUACUCUGUGUAAUGAACUGGACCAGGAGAGGAAGGCGCGCUAUGCCAUCCAACAGAAAUUAAAAGAAGCCCACGACGCCCUACAUCACUUCUCCUGCAAGAUGCUAACGCCCCGCCACUGCACGGGCAACUGCUCCUUCAAGCCCCCGCUGUUGCCCUAGGGCCCGGCCUGGCCGCGCCCACCGCGCCCUU